AUGUUGUUGCCCACAUUUCAAUCUUCAUUCUUCUAGAUCUAUACGACUUCUACGACUGUUAAUGUGGCAGUUUUUUUGGACAAAUUGGUUAUCGAAGGAUUCAAGGGUCGAAAGCAAAAGGUCUUGGAGUUUGUUUAAACAAGUUAUUGUAUUGAGUGGGAUUACGCUAUAAGUCAGAAUAAUUAAUUGAUGGGCUUCACAUUAUGCUUAGAUGGACAAAGACGAUAUUAAUUUGAAGGUGAGGUGUUAAAUGUAACUGGACUGAGAAGUGUUUUAAAAGGCAAAAUUGGUUUUUUCAAUUGGGAAAAGGAGUUUUCCUUCUAGAAAUGGAUAAAGAAGACUGAGCAUUGUGAAAUUUUUCAAGUUUUACGGGGCGAAAAUUUAAAAGUAAUAAAAGUCCUGCAAGACAAUUAGACCAAUUUAGAAUUAUCGGUCAAUCAUAUAUUAAAUCAAAAACCUCAUGUCAAUCUUCUUCACUGCGAUGAGUUCUACAGGGACGAACAACAAAUUUAUUUAGUGAUGGAUUAUCAUAGUUUAUCACUAGAGGAUUUGUAAAAGGAAUACAGUAAUAAAAUGAUACCCCUCAAUAUUAUUCGAAUAAUCUUAUAAUAAUUAUUAGAAGGACUUAAUCAUUUGCAUUCAAACCAAAUAAUCCAUAAGGACUUGAAGUAUGGCAACGUGUUGUUGACCCCAAACCAAACCGUUAAGAUCUUCGAUUUCGGCUUAUCACAAAUAGGCUAAAAUACUAAUAUCCGAUCAGGAACAGGAGGUUAUUUAGCCCCUGAGGUAUUUCAGAAUUAACCGAUUACUUCCAAAAGUGACAUCUUCAGUCUCGGAGUGAUAUUCCACAAAAUGCUGACUGGAAAGGGGAUAUUUAAAAACCUUGAAGAAAACAUGGCAGGCUAAAUGAGGAUUAGUUCUCAAUUGAAGGAUAAGAAUGCCAAAGAUUUACUGUUAGCAAUGUUGAAUUAGGAUCCAGAAUUAAGAUUUACAGCUGAGGACUGUUUAGCUCAUCCUUUUUUCAUUGGGGAAUAUGAUAAGCCUUCAUAAAAGUAUGAUAUCAUUAUCAGCUGA
Messenger RNA from Paramecium tetraurelia, 1074 nucleotides. RefSeq lists its product as uncharacterized. Gene Ontology annotation, cellular component: cytoplasm; nucleus. Gene Ontology annotation, biological process: protein phosphorylation; mitotic DNA damage checkpoint signaling. NCBI's taxonomy places the organism in Eukaryota, Ciliophora, Oligohymenophorea, Peniculida, Parameciidae. The record is from RefSeq and is a predicted model, not a curated record. The transcript has 5 exons. Gene Ontology annotation, molecular function: ATP binding; protein serine/threonine kinase activity.